GGUCUAAUUAACGUAUUAUCUUCUGUUCCAGGUCAAAUGGUGGACAUCACGCCUCGCGAGGCGGUCAGACGAGUGGGCGAUGAGUUGAAAGUGCUGUGCAAGGUGCCCUACGUGAUCGACUCUUGCCGGAUGACAGUCGGGACGACAUCGUACAGACUGCGACCGGACCUCACGGGCGGUGACGUCAUCUACACCGGGAAUGGAUUCAAGUCGGGCGAGUGCGGCGCUCUGAUCAAGAACAUCAAGGAAGAAUGGAACGGCAACGUGACGUGCGUGCUGCCACCUCAAACUGGCAGCAUUGAAUUGGCUGGAGCUAUGCGCCUGGUCGUAGCCAGACCGCCCGGCGAGCCUCAGCUGCGAUCACCCAACGAGCCUUCCUUCGCUGAAGACACCAACUUUAUGGCGCAGUGCGUGGUACCUGAUGGUAGACCCGCCGCCAGGAUCAGUUGGUUCCUGGACAAGGAACAGAUCCUCCAUGGCACCCACCAGCCCAUCAUCACCUCGGAACCGGGCAGCGACCUUCAGACCAUCUCUCAGAACAUCAGCCGCAUGCUAACUGCUGAUGACGGCGGCAAAACUCUCACUUGUGUCGCGGAGCAUGAGGCUUUGGAUCAACCGAGAGAGGCGCGCCGUCAGCUGAUUGUGCACUACAUGCCCAAGCGUCUGGAAUCCGGCCCCAUCACCAUCUUCGGCCUCAAGCUGGGAGCCCCAGGGCUCCUCAAUGUGACAGUUAGGGCCAACCCCCCGCCUCAUGCCGAAUGGAGGGUAGGAGAUGUUACACUGGCUCCUGGAAUGAGCAAUGAAGGGAUUAGCGCUUUGGAACCCGUUCAUAUGGGCAGCGGCUUCUACAACAUCAGCUUAUUCCUGCCUCACAUAAGUAAAGAGGACGUGGACCGCAAGUACUAUCUGAGGGCCUCCAACGAACUCGGCGCACAGGAGUAUACCGUCAUGAUCAGCACCAUGGACGAGCCUGCUGGUACGUAUACUUGACACUUGGCCUUUUAC
Ostrinia furnacalis (Asian corn borer) is the source of this 1005-nucleotide messenger RNA. It is a transcript of the gene Fas3, whose product is annotated as fasciclin 3. Bases 37 to 990 code for a protein of 317 amino acids. The transcript is spliced from 7 exons. The record is from RefSeq and is a predicted model, not a curated record. NCBI's taxonomy places the organism in Eukaryota, Metazoa, Arthropoda, Insecta, Lepidoptera, Crambidae. Gene Ontology annotation, molecular function: cell adhesion molecule binding. Gene Ontology annotation, cellular component: plasma membrane; cell-cell junction. Gene Ontology annotation, biological process: cell-cell adhesion.